CAGCGUUAGAUUAACGUAAAACUCAGCACAUCAGGUGCUAUCUAAUCGUAAUUAUAUACUACUGUAGUUACCGUAUAAAAUCGUAUUUAAUCAAUCGGUGCAGUGUUUCUCCUUGCACGAACUGAGUGCCCUGCCCCUAAGACGAAGGGUCUGCCGUUGACAAAACACAUGUAGUUCCCUCCUGGAUCUCGGGAUACUAGGAAAAGGCUAUCAGAAAAACGAUUUCGGAAUAAUCACUGAUAAAUUGCAAUACGGGUACAGAUUUCAUGUGCGCUGAUAGAAUGUUUUGCAUGGUGCACGGUAAGUAUAUACUAAAAGCACAAUACAUCAGCUGCAAUAAUAUAAGUAAUGGCUUUUUUGACCUUUGACAUUUCAUUAAGGCAUUACAGGAUCCCUUCAAUUUCCGUGUUAUGCUCGGAAAACUGCAUCCAAGUCCUACAUAUACAAUUACGUAGCAAUUUCAUUUUAUUACAUCUGCAGUAUGAAGGUAGAAGCUAUCCGGCGGCAAAAGUGAGGCAUUGCGAUAUAUAGAUAUUGUAGUUUCGGGUGCGCCGUACUGUAUAUAACUGCAUAUGCCGUGUAAUUGAUCGUGCGCGUUGCCGCUCGGUUCCAUUUGAGGUUUCAAGAGAAGGCUUCUAGAAAAUUUCAGUGGGAGUACAGUUCACGGCGACAUGUCGUAUAGUUUACAAUAUAAUGUUCACAGGGACAAUAUGUUUUAAAAGUUCUUGCCUGGAACUCAUACGCUUAUAUUACUGUCUAAUGACGAUGAUAUAUGACAAAUGCGCUGACGAUAAUUAUCAAGUCACAAAAACAUUAUGCAUGCAGUGGGUUAAAAUGAUUUUCAAAGCGAUGGUGCCGCCGGCAAAGUUACAGCAAAAAACUUUCGCCCACCAUGGUGGAGUGGUCGAUGUGCACGAGACACCUGAGAACGGCCAAUGCGACAAGGAAAUUUUUCAGAAAACAUCUACCACGUCUGCAUAAAGAAGCAAAUUUGACAAUAAGCAGCGAGUGGACCUACUGCUUUCUCAUUGUUGUGGAUAAAGUCCCUCAUAAUAUCAUCGUUUUCCCUAUUGAUCGCCUUUGUCACUCUUGGGUUAUGGAGAAUGCUAUUGUUCAGUCCAGUUUUGAUCGGACGGACAGUUCAGCGCAGAUCUUUGAUCCCCAUGGUCGACAAUUAUGGGCGCGCGGCAACGGUAUAUUUCACCAUAUGCCGUUUAUUGUACGUCAGAAUAUUUUGCGCAUCAAGCACGAACCAAAUGUGGAUGUGACCGAUCAGUUUCCGGCCCGCCUAGCCGAACGGAUCCGUCUCAACGUGGCCGGGAAGAAGUACGACAUUCCGUACGAUAUCUUCCAAAAGCAUCCUAGCACAUUAUUAGGCGAUCCGGUCAAACUUUCCAAAUUUUUCGAUCUAUCAACACAAGAAUUCUACUUUGAUCGGGAUCGGAGCUCUUUUGAAUCCAUCAUCCAGUAUUAUCAAACCGGUACACUGUACCGGCCGCUGCAAAUUCCCUUGCGAGUUUUCGUGGCAGAAUGUCGGUUUUUUGAGUUGGACGAACCGGCACUAUUGCAGAUUUGUGAACAUGAAGGUUUUAGACCGUAUAAAAAACUGAAACUGCCGAAAAACCGAUUUUUACGCGAACUGUGGCUGUUCGUGGAUGAUCCGCACAGUUCUCUGGCUGCGAAAGUUUUUUCAUUAUUCAGCAUGUUGAUGAUUAUUCUAUCUGUGGUAGUUUUGUGUACACAAUCUAUGCCGCAGUUUCGGGGUAUUACGAAUGCGACCAGAGAACUGGAAGUUAUUGUUAACGGCAGCUUUAAUGAUACAGAUGGCGAUGGAAUUGACGAUGCGGCGGAGCUAGCGGUCAUCUACGAUUAUGCCCAGUUUUCCGAUCCAUUUUUCAUUAUUGCCACUGUCUGUAUUGCCUGGUUCACCAUCGAAUUCAUAUUACGUGUUAUAUCGUGUCCGUCUAAGAAAAACUUUUUAAAAUCUCCUAUUAACAUCAUCGAUUUGAUUGCCAUUGUGCCAUACUACAUCGACAUUACGGUCACGGUAGUGUGCUUAUCGCGAGGCAUCUCCAGCCACAGUAAAGCCAGUAUCAUGGGUAUUCUCCGGGUGCUGAGGGUCAUCAGGAUUUUUCGCAUUGUCAGGUUGUCAAGAUACUCCAACGGACUGAGAAUUCUGGGAGAGACGUUCAUUGUUUCGCUACGGGAGCUUGGGCUUCUGAUGUUAUUUUUGGGUAUUGGCGUGGUUUUGUUCAGUAGCUCCAUGUUUUAUGCUGAAAUCGGGAUGAAAGACACGCAGUUCAACAGUAUACCCGAAUCGUUCUGGUGGGCCAUUGUAACAAUGACUACGGUUGGCUACGGAGACGUGACACCAAAAGGACUAUUUGGAAAAAUCGUCGGCGCUUGCUGUGCAAUAUCUGGAUUAAUGGCCAUAGCAUUGCCUAUCCCUGUGAUCGUUGCUAACUUUAAUGCAAUUUACAUUCGUGAAAAGCUAAGACCAGAAAUAGAAGAUUUAUUGGGAGAUGUACUAAAUGUCCACCGGGUACAGUCAUCGGUUCAUGUCCACGUUCCCCAUAUGCACAUUCACAGGAACAGAUCAAAAAUAUCAAAGUCUCCGACAGAAGACCUUGUUCCACCGGUUGACCGCAAUGGAGUUAAUUUCCAUUUGUCUGAAAAUGCAGCCCAGGAUAGCGCUAUGAAUGGUAGCUAUACCAAUUAUGCGAUCACAGUUGAAUAAAAUUAAAAGGCUAAUUUAAUGGCUUCAAGUGGUGCUGCAUUUACCUGCACAUAUCGCUUGCACUACUUAUUUUCGUUGUGGCUUUCGCGUAAGCGGUUUACAGACCGCAUUGCUGUGAUAAAGUUGUUGAUUUAAUAUACUUUGUGCAUGUUGUACCAGAUUAGCGCUGCCUAUUGUAAAACAUAUUGUA
Messenger RNA from Paramacrobiotus metropolitanus, 2927 nucleotides. RefSeq names its product potassium voltage-gated channel subfamily A member 7-like. The record is from RefSeq and is a predicted model, not a curated record. Gene Ontology annotation, molecular function: delayed rectifier potassium channel activity. Gene Ontology annotation, biological process: protein homooligomerization; potassium ion transmembrane transport. Gene Ontology annotation, cellular component: membrane; voltage-gated potassium channel complex. The transcript has 5 exons. Bases 893 to 2737 code for a protein of 614 amino acids. NCBI's taxonomy places the organism in Eukaryota, Metazoa, Tardigrada, Eutardigrada, Parachela, Macrobiotidae.